Messenger RNA from Aaosphaeria arxii CBS 175.79, 714 nucleotides. RefSeq names its product histone-fold-containing protein. Gene Ontology annotation, cellular component: CHRAC; epsilon DNA polymerase complex. Gene Ontology annotation, molecular function: chromatin DNA binding; protein heterodimerization activity. Bases 1 to 714 code for a protein of 237 amino acids. The transcript is spliced from 3 exons. NCBI's taxonomy places the organism in Eukaryota, Fungi, Ascomycota, Dothideomycetes, Pleosporales. The record is from RefSeq and is a predicted model, not a curated record. Gene Ontology annotation, biological process: DNA damage response; leading strand elongation; heterochromatin formation.
AUGCCUCCUAAAAAAUCCAAUGCGUCCGCAUCAGCUCCUGAAGAGCCAACAAAACCUGCUGUAGCGGCAUCGAAGGAGGAUGGCAUAAGCGUAGAGGAUCUCAACCUCCCCAAAUCUGCCAUUCAACGUCUUGCAAAAGGUGUUCUCCCCCCAAGCACACAGAUUCAGAAGGAUGCAUUAUUGGCAAUGUCCAAGAGCGCUACAGUAUUCGUCAAUUACCUUACCUCACACGCAGCCGAGAAUGCCACACGAAAUGGUAAAAAGACCGUAAUGCCGAAGGAUAUAUUUGAAGCAAUGCAAGAACUAGAACUCGAAGCUUUCCUCCCCCGACUCGAGGCUGAGGUGAACAAGUUCACCGCCAUUCAAGCCGAUAAGCGCAAUUCAUACCGGAAGAAAGUCCGCGAUGACAAGAAGGACCCGAAGGACGGGGAGGAAGCACAGCCUCGAGCAACAGGGAACAAGGACAAUGAAGAUUCACCCCCGACGAAGCGCGUGCGACGGUCGAGUAUGGACAACGGAGAGCAUGCUAUGGGCUCGGACGAAGAAGGCGAUGCUGGUGAGACUGUGGACGAAGCGGAGCAGGAUGAUGACGAGGUGGAAGAUGACGAAGUUGAUGAAGAGCCUGCAGAGGAAGGGUUGACGGAAGAUCUUUUAGAAGAGCGGGCGGUUGAACCCUCAGAUGAUGAUAUGGCUGAUGGAGACGAAAGUGAUUGA